AUGAAGACGAUCCCAGACAAUUUCAGUUUUACUGAACACAGUGGAACAGUGGCCAGAAACCUAAAUGGCAGCAUUUCUGCACCUGGAGAGCUGGGAAAAACAUUCUGUUAUUUAAUCCUUUUAAUCUGCGUUCCAGGGCUUCUGGGAAACGGAAUUGUCAUCAGAUAUUUGGGUUUCUGGUUGAAGAGGACUUCUUUCACUGUCUAUAUCCUCAAUUUGGCUGUGGCUGAUAUUGGGAGUUUAAUAUUCCUUUUUCUGACCGGAAUUUUCUCUAUGACUACUAUGAAUGUUCACAUGGCAAUAACAGUAUGUUUCAUAUUCACUUAUUGCACCGGUCAAUUUCUUCUGACAAUCAUCAGCAUUGACCGGUGUUUGGCUCUCUUCUUCCCAAUUUGGCAUCGAUGCCAUCAGCCACCCUACCUCUCCACCAUACUCUGCGCCAUUACAUGGAUCAUUUCUAUUCUCUUCUGUGGAGUUCAUUACAUUCUAAGUCAUUCAUUUACAGAAAGCCUAUUCCAAGUCCUUCAUGUUUUCAUAUUUAGCUUGGUUGGCAUUCUACUCAUGCUGAUCUCCAGCCUGGCUCUCCUAAUCAAAGGCUACCUUCAAUCAAGAAUGAAGAGGCGAAGGAAACUUCUCACCGCCAUCUUGCUUGCCCUGUUUUUCUUCCUCGUCCUUUCUGUUCCGACAGUUGUCAUUUAUCUCAUGGCAUUUGGUUUUGGAAAGCAUCAUUUGAAUUUACUUUCAUACACUUACUUAUGUCCCUGUCUAAAUUGCAGUGUCAACCCAUUAAUCUAUUUUGCACUGGGGAGAAAGAAGGCACAUCAUUCACCAUACGACCUAAAAACACGUCUCCAAACACUUUUCAAAGAGGAAGAAGAGAGCACAGAGCAUUCAGGGAUCUCGGUUAGUAGCCAGUUAUGA
This is a messenger RNA of Thamnophis elegans (Western terrestrial garter snake), 921 nucleotides long. Its product is annotated as proto-oncogene Mas-like. The record is from RefSeq and is a predicted model, not a curated record. The transcript has a single exon. Gene Ontology annotation, biological process: G protein-coupled receptor signaling pathway. Gene Ontology annotation, cellular component: membrane. Lineage: Eukaryota; Metazoa; Chordata; Lepidosauria; Squamata; Natricidae. The coding region runs from base 1 to 921 and encodes 306 amino acids. Gene Ontology annotation, molecular function: G protein-coupled receptor activity.